Molecule: messenger RNA, 587 nt
Organism: Gaeumannomyces tritici R3-111a-1
Lineage: Eukaryota; Fungi; Ascomycota; Sordariomycetes; Magnaporthales; Magnaporthaceae
Exons: 3
Coding region: 58-351 (97 amino acids)
Source: RefSeq, a predicted model, not a curated record
GUGGGGAACAAAGGGAGCACAGCCGUAGCACGGAGCGCUGUGCCCUGGUUUCCUGGAAUGCGCUUCUCCGGCUGGGCGGCCUGGCGAGAAGCAGUCGGGGCGUUGAUGGUGGUGCUCGACUGGGAGCUUUUGGGCACCGCGCAAGCUGGUUUCGAGAAGCUUGCGAUGGCGCCUGUUUUAUUCGCGGGCGAGAAAGAGUUCGAGCCGGCCGGCACGCACGCCCGGCCGUUUGCGGCUGGGCAUGGGGUGGGCUCGGUGCUGGUUCACUGGGUGAGGCUGCGCCCUGCGUUGUCGGUCUGGCCCUUUUCAGCGCUGGCUGGGAGCAUCCCGGCGGUCGGCGUUGGCCGUUAGAAAAAUGAAGCAUCAAUCGAAUGAAAAGCAACCAAAAGAGGCAAUUCCUGCUACUCCCUCCCUCAGCCAUCCCAGCGCAACACCCAGCAGCACCUGCCGUACAGGCUGCACCGCCAUCAAAUACAAGUUUUGCGGAGGAGAGCGUGUGCGCGCGGAGAAUCGAAAGGGCAGAUCGGACCAUAACGCGGGUUGCCCAAGUCAGGAGGAGCGCAAGAAUCGCGCCAGGCGGCGGCUGC